GGAGGCGGGGUCCUAGGCGAAGGUUUUACGCGAUCGCGUUGGCUAAGGCGACUUUACUAUCAGCAUGAAGCGCACUCAAACCGCUGAGGAAGAAGAGCGCGAAGCUAAGUGGUGGAGAAGACAGACUGUACAGAACUGAAGAGAUGCUUGUGGUAGAACAGCUGUGCAGACAGUGUUGUGGAUGGCUGUAGGAAAGCCACAAGCCACGUCUUUCCUAGAAACUGAGGCUUCUUGAGGAACUUGAAGAUACGUGUCUUCCUUAUCUGACUCCCAAAGAUGAUGAAUUCUAUCAGCAGCCUAUUGCAAUAUAGGAAGUAUCUCUUCUCCUAUCCAAUGUUUGGAUCAUGUUUUUGUUGGCAGCUGAAAUACCCUAAGCUGAUUCUCCGAGAAGCAGGCAGUGUGUCUGAGGAGCUCCAUAAGGAGGUUCAGGAAGCCUUUCUCACACUGCACAAGCAUGGCUGCUUAUUUCGGGACCUAGUGAGGAUCCAAGGCAAAGAUUUGCUCACUCCAGUGUCUCGCAUCCUCAUUGGGAAUCCUGGAUGCACAUACAAGUAUCUGAAUACCAGGCUCUUUACUGUACCCUGGCCUGUUGAAGGUUCUAAUGUAAGCUACACUGAUCCCGAGAUUGCUGCUGCUUGUCAAAUCUUCCUUAAACUCAAUGACUAUCUGCAGACAGAAACCAUUCAGGCUUUGGAAGAACUUGCUGUCAAAGAGAAGGCCAAUGAAGAUGCCGUGCCAGUGUGUAUGACCGAAUUUCCCAGAACUGGGAUGGGGUCAUCCUAUGAUGAAGUAGACAUGAAGAGCAGGACAGCAUACAACGUAACUUUGCUGAAUUUCAUGGAUCCUAAGAAGAUGUCAUAUUUAAAAGAGGAGCCUUACUUUGGUAUGGGGAAAAUGGCGGUGAGCUGGCACCAUGAUGAAAACCUGGUGGACAGGUCAGCGGUGGCGGUGUACAAUUAUAGCUGUGAAGACUCUGAAGAAGAGAGUGAGGAGUCUCAUUUUGAAGGCAGAGAUCCAGAUACCUGGCAUGUUGGUGUUAAGAUCUCCUGGGACAUAGAGACGCCUGGCUUGGCAAUACCCCUUCAGCAAGGAGACUGCUAUUUUAUGCUUGAUGAUCUCAAUGCUACCCACCAACACUGUGUUUUGGCUGGUUCACAACCUCGGUUUAGUUCUACCCACCGAGUGGCAGAGUGCUCUACAGGAACCUUGGACUAUAUUUUACAGCGCUGCCGGUUGGCUGUGCAGAAUGUCUGUGAUGAUGUGGAUAAUGGUGAUGUCUCUUUGAAAUCCUUUGAGCCUGCAGUCUUGAAGCAAGGAGAAGAAAUUCACAAUGAGGUACCUAGAGGAAGGAGGAAGAAGAAGGCAGUACCUAUGAAAAUGGACAAGACUCUUGAUUUGUUCUUUCACCCAAUGGUCGAGUUUGAGUGGCUGAGACAGUUUUGGUUUCAAGGCUGUCGAUACAGAAAGUGUACUGACUGGUGGUGUGAGCCCAUGACUCAGCUGGAGGGGCUGUGGAGGAAGAUGGAAAGGGUGACAAAUGCUGUGCUUCAAAAAGUUAAAAGAGAAGGGCUCCCCGUGGAACAAAGGAAUGAGAUGCUGACUGCCAUCCUUCCCUUGCUCACUGCCCGCCAGAACCUGAGGAGGGAGUGGCAAGCCAGGUGCCAGUCCCGAAUUGCCCGAUCUUUACCAGGGGCUCAGAAGCCACAGUGUCGACCCUACUGGGAGGAUGAUCCCUCGAUGCCUCUGCCCUUCGAUCUCACAGAUAUUAUUUCAGAACUCAAAGAUCAGCUUCUGGGAACAGAACCCUAGAAGGAGCACAAGUCUUCGGUGAAGAUUGAAAGAUAUGUGACUCUUUUUUCUCCAACCUUGUGCAAAGGCAGUGUAGACUUCGCUUAGCCCUUAGAUUGUACCUGAGUCCCAGUUCAAAACAGCUAGGAAAUGGUGCCCUUGAGGAUUAAAGUGUUGAAAAUGACACAGUGUUACAAUCUGAUUUAGGAACUUUCCCCCGAAAUAACUGUUAGCCACUCACAUUAAUUCAUGGGAGCCUUCCCCAGGGGCCAAGCCUAUGGUAAGCCUCACCUCCAUCCCCCUCCAUCAGCCUCCUCAGAGUCAGAGUGGACCCAGUAAUGGGAGCAACAGCUUCGCGGCAUCCUCCCAGCCCUCCCACCAUGUCCUCUUGUUCCUGUGGCAUCCAAUGUGGUGUCCCCAGCUAGCUGUGGCUGUUCUAAUUUAAACCCAGUUUUAAUUUUAAUUAAAGUUUAAUUAAAAUUUCCUUGUAUGACCUGAUCACAUUCAGGUAUUUAACAGCCACAUGUGGCCAGUGACUGCUCCUAUGGACAGCACAGCUGUGGCACGUCUGUCCCUUUAGGAAGCAGGCUACAGUUGGAUGAGAAGUCUAUAAAAAGCCAGAGAGCAGACAUUCCCUAUUCCAAUUCCCUGGAGCUCUUAUUCCCAUAAGAGCAGUUAGAGGGCAGCGACUCUCUGAUGAGUAGCUGCCUUCCCGUCUCCAAGACAGAGCUCAGUAAAAUCCUGCCUUGUGCCGGGGAACAGGGAGGUGCUAACAAAACCCAGCUGACAGCCUCUCUUCAAGGAGUGUCCCUGAUCUAGUGACCUGCACAGAGACCUGGCCUUACUUAUACUGCUUCAUGCUUACCCAGCAUAAGACAAUUUUUUCUAUAAUUGCCGUCUUCUUAGAUAAUGACAGGUGACAGUGAGGUUUGAAGAACCCCAGUGCUCCAUCCCAAUGACAUUGGAACCAGAAAGACCAUGCAGAGUGGAGACUAAACCAGGGAUUCAGUUUUAGAGUGCCUGGACUGGGAUGCCCAGGAACUGUGUGAUCUUAGCAGGUCACUGUGCCUCAGUUUCCCUUAGUAUGUGAAAGAACCACUCGCUUUGAUGAAGAUUAAGUAAUCUAUCUGCAUACUUAGAAUACUUUCUGGCACAGCAUUCAAUGCCCAGCAGAUCUGGCAUUGUCGUGCCAGCAGUGAGCUGCAAGUGGGCACCUUCCUCGUCCUCUACCCCUCUCCUGGUUUUGUCUCAUGGUAUCAUUAACACAACUCUCACUGUCUACCUUGGCUCCUGCCAUUUGGUGUCCCCAGACUGUGUGAGAACCACGAGCCCCUCUUCUCAGCCCAUCACCUUCUCUUGUCACUGUUGAGAAGCUACGGGGUCUCUCACAUGGAGACACACUUUAGGCACCCUCUUUCCAUCCAUCAGAAUCUCACCAGCUACAGAAAAGUUGUGUUCUCAAAGCAGUCAGGUUUUUUAUCAUGCUGAGACUCGAAUUUCUCAGACCUUAGAUUCCUUCCUUCGUGUCCCCGAGCCUCGAUUUCCUCAGUGAAAGAGAGGUGAAGUACUACCUCACAGGGUACGGAUAGAUUCAAUAAAAUAAUGCAGGUAAGGGGUAUGUGGCAUGCAGAAGUCACAGGCUAGGCCUCCUACCCUGGGCUGUCCAGCCCCGUGCUCUGUUUCGCUCCCACAAUGUCUGUUCUUUGUUAUAGUUCAUCAGAUAUCAAUCUUUCCAGAUUGGGAGAUUUCACAUCAGAUUAAAUACCUCUAUUCACUUUAGAACUCAGAGCAGUCAGUGGCCCCAGACCUCCGUCCUAGCAUGGCAACACAUGAAACAGUGUCUUCUGGCGCAGAAGCAGGCUGUGGCCCUCAGUGGUUUGCGGUAGACCCCGUGGCUCUCUGUUACCAUUUACUGUGGACCUGACCUGCAUUACACGUCUGUGCCGGAGCUUUGCAGACCUUGCUUGCACCCCUGUAGGAGAAACGAGUAAUGUUUAGUGCUCACCCCAAUCUAUGUGUACCCUUGCUGAACUGUACUUUGAACUGCCUGUACUAAUGCCAUGUGCAUCAUUAAACAUUCGUGUACAAUAAAGAUACCAAGAAUAACAAACCAA
Cavia porcellus (domestic guinea pig) is the source of this 3902-nucleotide messenger RNA. RefSeq names its product FTO alpha-ketoglutarate dependent dioxygenase (gene Fto). The transcript has 12 exons. Gene Ontology annotation, molecular function: broad specificity oxidative DNA demethylase activity; mRNA N6-methyladenosine dioxygenase activity; ferrous iron binding. The record is from RefSeq and is a predicted model, not a curated record. Bases 277 to 1809 code for a protein of 510 amino acids. Gene Ontology annotation, biological process: DNA alkylation repair; regulation of multicellular organism growth; RNA repair. Lineage: Eukaryota; Metazoa; Chordata; Mammalia; Rodentia; Caviidae.